This is a messenger RNA of Suillus subalutaceus, 306 nucleotides long. RefSeq lists its product as uncharacterized. The transcript has a single exon. The record is from RefSeq and is a predicted model, not a curated record. Gene Ontology annotation, molecular function: protein binding. The annotation marks the transcript as partial. Lineage: Eukaryota; Fungi; Basidiomycota; Agaricomycetes; Boletales; Suillaceae.
CAACGAGGCAAUGACGAAGACCUGGAUCAGGCUAUCGCACUUCACAGGGAAGUGCUGGCUUUGCGCCCGGUCGGUCACCCAGAUCGGUCCAUGUCAUUAAAUAACCUUGCCGGUCAACUCUCCUUCUGCUUCUCGCACCAAGGCAAUGACAAAGACUUGUAUCAGGCCAUCACACUUCAGAGGGAAGCGCUGGCUGUGCACCUGGUUGGUCACACAGAUUGGUCCUUGUCAUUAAAUGACCUUGGGAAUCAACUCUCCUCCUGCUUUCAGCACCGAGGCAAUAGAGAAGACCUCGACGAGUCAUGA